Messenger RNA from Rhodofomes roseus, 1422 nucleotides. Its product is annotated as RAI1-domain-containing protein. The transcript is spliced from 6 exons. Bases 1 to 1422 code for a protein of 473 amino acids. The record is from RefSeq and is a predicted model, not a curated record. Gene Ontology annotation, cellular component: nucleus; cytosol. Gene Ontology annotation, molecular function: mRNA 5'-diphosphatase activity. Gene Ontology annotation, biological process: NAD-cap decapping; nuclear-transcribed mRNA catabolic process. NCBI's taxonomy places the organism in Eukaryota, Fungi, Basidiomycota, Agaricomycetes, Polyporales, Fomitopsidaceae.
AUGUCUCCUACGAAACGGAAGGUAUCCGACGUACUAGAACAGGAGGACACGCAAGAACGGGCGGCGAAACGUCGCGAAACCACCCAGGCCACGGCCGAGCACCCCAUCCGCAGGCUCUCCUACCCCUCGACCUCCGCUCCCGCGCGCACAGUCCCUUUUCAACAGCCCGCACCCCUCCUGACGUUCUCAUACACCCCCGCACGCGAGCUCGAGUUCACCGACUCCGCGCUACGGUACUACGUCGCGCCCCCGCAUAACGCGGACCUGCGCUAUGGCUACGAGCGGUGGGAGAAGCGGCCGGAGGAGAAGGGCCGGGUUGACGGGCUGCUGAGGGCUGUCGCGAAGAUGCGUGAGCGGAUGGAGAGGGGCGAGCCGGGGAGCGGGAGGAGGUGGCUCGAGGGAGUGGGGGUCGUUGCAUGGAGGGGCGUCAUGACCAAGAUACUUACCGCGCCGUACGAGGAACGGGAUGGGUGGGAGAUGAACGUUAUGGACGUCGGUGGGACGUUGUACUUUGAAGAACACUUGUCGGAUGCGAAGCUCAGGGAUAAAGAAGACAUGGCACCCCAUCACCGCCUACAGUCUUACUAUGGCUACUCAUUCGAGGCAUGGUCGACCUCAAGUCGACCUGGUGUCCGCGAACGAAUGGACGGGCACCCUGAAGGGUGGGGAGGCGACGUGGACACGAACGUCCAGUGGUGUUGCGUUGUCAAGACGAAGCUGGGGGACACUCGGCUUGUUAUUGGAGGCGAAGUGGAUUGCGCGCGAGAGAAGUUCACAGGGAAGACCAACGGUCUAGUUGAGUUGAAGACUUCUAUGGUGAUACGUGGUGCGCAAGAUGAGGCAAGAUUCGAGAAGAAGCUGCUCAAGUUCUACUUUCAGUCAUUCCUCCUCGGCGUGCCCGAGAUUGUUGUCGGCUUCAGGACACCCGCUGGCCAGCUGACUACACUGCAAUCGUUCAAGACGAUGCAGAUACCUCGUAUGGUUCGUGGCAAGCGCGGCGCCUGGGACCCCAUGGUCUGCUUCGACUGGGGCCACCACUUCCUCACGUUCCUCAAGUCUGUGGUACGCGGUCCCGACGCAGACGUACGAGCGGCGGAUCAAGAGAAGGACGAGACUGGGAGCGAGGACGCUGCGGACAUGCCACGGGUGUGGCGAGUGGCGUUCCAACCCAAGGUUGGGAUCAGUGUGACUCUGCUGGACGACGCGGCCGUGCGUGAAGUCGAGGCAGGCGAAGACAGAGUCGGGUUCCUUCCAAGGUGGUACCACGAUGAGUUGGCGAGCGCCAGCGAGAACGACGCUACUGCAAGCAACAUCGCCGAUGGCGCAAUACAUCGAGGGGAUGCAGAUGCCCGUGUCGAGAAGAACACCCAUACAGCGCCCCCAGAUAGCAGCAAACUUGUGCCAUCGGGUUGGGUGACAUGA